AUGUGUGCCCAAGAGCUUGUGCUGAAACAACGGACACAGAUACUCCAUGCUUUGUGCUGCAGCGGGUCAUCUGAACAUUUGGAGCAGGUUUUGGACAUACUUUUGGCCCAGGGAGAGCUCACAUGGGAGGACUAUCAGAACACACAGGUACCAGUCAGUGCACUGUACACCAAAGCCAGGCAUUUGCUUGACCUGGUUUAUACAAAGGGUGUGGAUACCUGCAGGCACUUUCUUGCUGCUCUCAAACAGGUCCUGCCUGAAGAACUGGGAGAGGGACUCUCAUUUUCUGGAUGCUGUUCACAUCUGGAGGAAAAAGAUGAAUGCCAGAACACAUCUGCUCACACCCUUUUCACUCAAAGACCAGUCCUGGUCUGCAAGCUCCAAGGCCGCAUUGAGGAUGUUUUACAGACUCUAGUCUCUUCAGGACACUUCAGCUCAGCAGACUGCAAUGAAGUGCUGCUACCUUUGUACACACCCUCUCAGCAGGUAAAGUGUGUUACAGCCCAUGAGCUAUAGAUAUUUUAAACUGUGGUUUGGCGCUUCCUGUAUCUGUAUCUAAUUGGGUAAGAUUAGCACUGUUAGCGGUUAGGAAGGAAAUACGGAAGCCAAGAUUAGUCUGGUUUUGUGUCUAAGGGAUUUGUACAACUCUAAUCCAUGUGCACUACACUUUAAGAUAGCGUUGGCAGCCUAUUAGCUCAGCUAACUAGCAAAAAAGACUUAAGGGUGUUGAAGCUAUCUUAGGUCUGUACAAGGAAAAAUUCACUUUAUGUUUCAUAAUUCUGUUCAUAACUUUCAUGUUCCCCCGUGUACAGAGGCUGUAGCUCUCAACUGGGCAGCUUAGGUUUGAUUCUAACCCUACGGCCCUUUUACCAUAUUCUAUUCCCUUCACUACCUACUGGUUUACAUCUAAAUAGUUUUUCUUCUUAUAACUGGCUAAGAAAUACACUAUAUUUUUGACCCUUAUAAAAUGUUGUCCUCCUUCUAUUGAACUUUAGUACAGCAUGGACUGUAAAAAUGACACAUGACCUGUAGCUAAAUAAAAACUCCUGUGAGGAACUGUCGGUCUACACUGAUUUUUGUGGACAAAGUGGUCACCCUUUUAUUGUAGUCAAAAUUUUCUCAUCUUUUAUUGCCAAAAUUUCCCCCUAUCUUUUACAGUGAAACUGAUAAUUGAUUGUGAGCAUUUGCUGUUAAAAAGUACUAUCAUACCUACCCCCUCACAACAGUAACAGGUGUAAAAUAUCACUGCACAGAAAUCGUCUAUCUUGUCAUCAAUGGUUCAGUUUGGUUAAAUGUAUCACAGAGAUGCAACACCAUUUAUUUCAGUCUGUUUCGUCCCCAAUCAAGAACUCCUCACAGGAGCUUUAAUUUGAUUUAAUUGUAUUUUUUUGUAUUUUAUUUUAUGUGGCAUUACCUGUUAGCUCACAAACAUCAAAGCGAUAUAAAUUUUCUUAACUAGUUUAUGAGCAAAAACUUUUCUUAUGUUAACAAAUCAUUUGUCAUUCUCAUGUCAAACAGGCGAGGCGGCUGCUUGACCAUGUUCGAGCAAAAGGAGAAUCAGCUGUGAAUAGUCUGCUGCAGUACGUUCAGCAAAAACAAGAAUUUGGAUCAUCACUGAAACUUGAAGAAUCAAGUCUUUCUAAAGGUAAGAUAGAAGUAUGACAAUAUUGGGAAGUAGAACAGUUUGUUCAACAUUUCUGCGCAAAAAUCUGAAAAGAUCAAUUUCUGACAAGUCACAUCUAAACCAAUACAUUUGGGUAACAAAUAAAUGUUACUGCUGUCCAACUCAUUUUGCUUUUUUACUGUCAGAAUUCAUUAGGUAUCAAAAGAAGCUCAGUAGUUCUUUAUCAGCACAGUCCUGCUUUCUUAGUACAUAUGGAAGAACAAGUCACAUGCCACUGGAUGACAUUUACACUGAAGGCCUGCUGGAACUAGCUCAUGACAGUGCUGAUGUUCAUGGAUCUUUGAGCCUGGAGGACAUAGUGGGUGCGGUGGGUACAGUGAAUGAAGAGGCUGACACAGUGCUUGUGUCUGGAGAGGCAGGCAGUGGGAAGAGCACCUUACUGCAGAGGCUGCACUUACUUUGGGCUCAAGGUGCUGCCCUUCAGAACUUUCUUCUCCUGUUCCCAUUCAGCUGUCGUGGGUUAAACUCAGAGCACAGGGAGCUGUCUGUCCAAGAACUGCUGUUUCAGCACUGCUGCUGGCCAGACCGUGAGCAGGAUGAGAUAUUCCAGUUUAUCCAGGACCAUCCACAUCUCAUCCUCUUCACUUUUGAUGGCCUGGAUGAGCUUAAACAAAGCUUUUCAGAUGAGUACAGGAUUUGCUGCCCCACCCAGCGUGUACCUGUUCACAUACUAUUGUUCAACCUAAUCCAGGGAUCUCUGAUGAAGGGAGUGCAGAAAGUGGUAACUAGUCGUCCAGAGGCAGUAGGCCCAGUUUUGAGGACACACUUUCGUAAAGAGGUCUUCCUGAAAGGAUUUUCACCAAGUGGGAUUGACUGUUUUGUGAAAAAACAUCACAAGGAUCCCUCUGUGGCAGCUAAGGUUUUGGAGUCCCUACAGUCAAACACUGCUCUUCUUGGACUGUGUCAUAGUCCGGUCCUCUGCUGGAUUGUUUCGCAGUGCCAUAAGGAGCUCCUUGGCUGUGGAGAAGGCAGUCCUCAAACAAUGACAGAUGUCUACCUCAUGAUCUUGCAGCACUUCCUCCAGCACCAAAGCUCCACAAAAUACACUACAGGGUCCACUUGGCUUCAGGAACACAAAGAAACAGUCCUGCGUUUAGGGCAUCUUGCAUUUGGGGGGAUUAAAACCUCCUGUUACGUCUUCUCAGGUACUGAGCUGGAGACAAGCGGGCUCACUGAAAAGGAUGUCAGCUUGGGCUUUCUCAUACAAAGCAGAGACUUGUCUUUUGCCCAGAAUAAAUGCUUUGAAUUUCUUCAUGUAACCUUACAGUGUUUCUUUGCUGCACUUUACGUUGUUGUGUCAAACAAUACUGACCAGUCAAUGAUCCAAAAGCUUUUCGAGCUGAGAGACAUGAGGGAAACAAAUCAGAGCAGCAUUUGCUUCAUGACCUGCCUGCCUUCCUCUGAGAAACCAGAACAGGCUUCAGAAACAACAGCAGAAACACCAAAUUUGCAAAUAACAGCCACAUUUGUGUCUGGACUGCUGUCCCAGCGCCAUCAAAGCCUGUGGAUCCCCUGCUGCCCUAGCGCUGUGAUGAAGAAGAGGACGAGACAGGUGUGGAGAUAUCUAUCCAAAGGCAUGCAGAAACACUUUAAGUCCAUACCUCAACCAGUAGAAGGAGAGAAGAAGAGCAUGCAUGCAAUGCCAGGCUUUGUCUGGCUUAUCAAAUGCAUCUAUGAGAUGCAGGAGAGCCAGAUUGCCAAAGAUGUUAUGAGUAAGCUGGAGGUCGACCACUUGAAACUGACUUACUGUAACAUCGGGCCAGUAGAGUGCACUGCACUAGCCUAUGUUCUUAGGCAUUUGAAGAACCCUGUCGGCCUUCAACUGGACAACAACUCUGUUGGAGAUGUUGGAGUAGAGCAGCUUCUUCCCUGCAUGCACAUUUGUAACUCUCUCUAGUGAGUAUGACAUAACUAAAUUAAUACUGGACAAAGAUUAUACAUAAAUAAUGAUUGUGGUAAUGAGCUAAGAAGUACAAGAUAUGCUUAAAAGUCUUCUACUUUUAUUUCUUCAGCCUCAGGAAUAACAACAUCACAGAUGAGGGGAUCUGCAAACUGAUUUCUAAAGGAAUCCAGUGUGAGAACUUCCGCAAGAUUGCGUAAGGCCCAACAAGAAGAUAAAUAAGACUGAUUUGAAAUAAAAUAAUGACAUUUCCAAGAUUACCUUUCAUAACCACCAUGGUUCUUUCUAGGCUCUUCAACAAUAAGCUAACUGAUGCUUGCACGCUCCACUUUUCUCAUCUUCUAAAGACCAAGCAGGAUUUCCUCUCCAUUAGGUGAGAUACUGAUCUUGAACUAUACAAAUAUGCACUUUGUAGGUGCAAUAUUUCAAGAUUAACAAGCUAACCUCUCUUUUUUCAGGCUAGGAAACAAUAAUAUAACUGCAGAAGGAGCAAAACAUUUGGCAGAGGGACUGAAAGUCAACCAUUCACUGCAGUAUUUAGGGUACAAAUCUUCCUGCAAAACUGAAUACUUGCCAUUAAUGGUGGAUUUUCCUACAUAACUCUCUUUGUGUUUACAGGCUUUGGGGAAACAAACUAGGGGAUCCAGGAGCUGAGGCUCUUGCCAGCGCCCUAGAGAGCAGCAACACUCUGGUGUGGCUAAGGUAAUAUUUGUUUUAAAAAUAGCCCAACAAUAGGUAACCCUAAGACACUCCAGAAGAUAUAUUACAAGUUUAAGUUUUAAAGUAUUAAGCAUGUCAUACCAAUGUGUAAGGUUGCAUCUUGACCACUAGUAUUGUUACCUUUUAUACAUUUCAGUUUCAUCACCACUGCUGUACAUUUUGCCAGCUGAAAAUAUAUCUACUUGUCACUCUAACUCACUAAUUAACUUAACUCCAAUAAAAUAAAAAUGUCAUGUUAUUUGCAGCCUUGUAGGCAAUGGUGUUGGCAGUGUAGGAGCAUGUGCCCUUGCGAACAUCAUUAAGAACAGUGCCUCACUGGAAGAGCUGUGGUAAGCUCUGGAAACAAGUUAUAUUUGUACUUGUAAUGACAGUAAAUAUGACAUACCAAAUGGCUGAUCAGACUCUUCAACACGAGGAGUACAGUACAGUAUGUAAUGUGCUCUACCCUCUCUCUGCCCACUUAUUUCCUGUAAAAGGUUAACUGAAAACUGCAUAACCAGACCAGGAGUCGAAUGUCUGAUUGAAGCCCUACAACACAACACCAAUGUGAAAUCAGUAUGGUAUGUACUGUAUACAAAGCCAGACACAAAUAUUUUGACUUUUUGGUCAACAUGAGAUUGUGAGUUAUUUUCAUGCUGAUUUUGGGGCAGUGCUAGGCCUUUUUGUCGGUUUCAGUGCCAAGAUAAACUGUUACUAAUGAAACUUCUUCCUGUUUUGACUUUGUUUCCAUCAUAACCCAGCUGUACGUCACCAGUGAUUGACUUUAUAUUUUCCUGUUAUCUUGCAGGUUGAGAAACAAUGACCUCACUUUGGAGGAAGUUGAGGAGAUGGCACAACGUGAACCCCGACUAAUCUUCUGA
This is a messenger RNA of Xyrichtys novacula (pearly razorfish), 5164 nucleotides long. Lineage: Eukaryota; Metazoa; Chordata; Actinopteri; Labriformes; Labridae. The record is from the annotation of a GenBank genome assembly.